Xenopus laevis (African clawed frog) is the source of this 753-nucleotide messenger RNA. RefSeq names its product SLAM family member 8-like. NCBI's taxonomy places the organism in Eukaryota, Metazoa, Chordata, Amphibia, Anura, Pipidae. The coding region runs from base 126 to 614 and encodes 162 amino acids. The transcript has 2 exons. The record is from RefSeq and is a predicted model, not a curated record.
AAGACAUCUAUCUCCAAGCACAUGGGCUUCUAAACCACUCCAUCUCCUUGUCAUACCACCGGCCCUUGGAACUUCCAGUGGAAAAAGUCAUCUGGGAGAUAAAACACAAAGGACGAACCUUUGCAAUGGCGGAAUAUAAUGAAGGGCUGCUUGACAUACAAAACAGGCAGUUUGAGGGACGGCUGCAAUCAUCCCACAAUGGAACGACAUUAAGAAUCAGUGGUCUUACAAUGAAUGAUUCCAAUGUCUUCAAAGCUGAUAUUAUUCUGAUCAGUUCAGACAUACAUACUAUGUAUUUUAAUCUCACCGUGUAUGAGCCUGUCCCUGUCCCAAGCAUAACGGCUCAUCUGGAGGGAGACAACAAGACUCAAUGUGAAUUUACCCUGCAUUGUUCUGUCCCAAUAAACACGUCGCUCAUAUUGUUCAGCUGGAUGUACAGAUGUGGGAAUUCUGGGUACCAGCACUAUGCAAAUGGCAGCACUCUCGCUAUCAUGUUACAGAAUUUGUCAAAAACAACUGAUUUCCUUUGUUUGGCACAAAAUCCUGCGGAUGAAAAAAAUGCCUCUUUCCGUGUGCAACAGAUCUGUCAGUAUGGUACCGUAAGAGGUAUGUGAUAACUAGGCUAACUAUAUACCAGGCAUGGUGCAAAUAAUGGACACAUCUACUAUGUUUUUGCACUAUUCCCCCUGCCCUGCACUUCGCUGAAUUUACAAAAUGGGCACAGAGACCAGUGUUUCCCCCUUGAAUAUAGUG